Messenger RNA from Pseudocercospora fijiensis CIRAD86, 941 nucleotides. RefSeq lists its product as uncharacterized. The coding region runs from base 265 to 765 and encodes 166 amino acids. Gene Ontology annotation, molecular function: protein binding. The record is from RefSeq and is a predicted model, not a curated record. NCBI's taxonomy places the organism in Eukaryota, Fungi, Ascomycota, Dothideomycetes, Mycosphaerellales, Mycosphaerellaceae. The transcript has a single exon.
CUGACCCUCAUCGCCCGUGAUGUCUCCCACGCGCCUUCCUCGGAAUUGACAAGAAUAUGAUUUAUGGGCCAUGGUGCGCUUCGACACACGCUGCGGGCGGCCAUCGGACCGGCACUGAUCAGCACAGCCACUUGAGGCCUCCAAUGCCACUGCCAAUGCCACUGAACUGAUACUGUAGAAGAAAUAACGCUCCGCUCGCACUGUCAAGCCGUCCAACUAAGAACCCUUCUCGCGCAUACGCCUUCCUGGGUGUCCGUGGCCAUCAUGUCUGCUUCCGCCGCCAUCCAUCAGGACGAGAUAUACCCCAGCCCCACCAUGAACAUGAACAUGAACGUGCCAGCAUCAGUACGAACCCUAGCCGUGGCGGAGCUCGUCGACAUGAUUGCAGGCCAUCUCCCCUCCGAGGAUCUCAUCGCCGCCUCACAGGUCUGCCGGAUUCUGUACAUCCAUUUGCAUGAGUCCAGCACCACACGAAAGCGACUACUGCGCGCAAUCCAGAUGAAAGCUACGAGGAAUAACUGGAAACAAGUGCCGUUCGCAGAUCGCUACAACAAGACUCCCAAUUUGUGCCCGGCAGAACCGCCAGGAGUUGACGUGGAGCCUUUUUCGCCUCCUCCAGCACCUCUGACCAGCUUGCAGUGGAUAUGGGAAAGGCUGAAGCGCGCCCGAGAGCCUUCGCCUCCGCCGCCUGGACUACUGAUGCGACCAGCCUGGUGCAGUAACACGUACUGCACUGGAAGUUGCAUGCUUUGCCGUCCUCAAUGAUUGACGCUAUUGGCACUGCCCGCUAGCAAUAUUGGAAUUCCUACAACCUGGCCACCUGAACACCCCCAUGUCAAGAAGUAGAUUGCUUAUUCUUUGCUGGAAGCUCAGUGGCCCCGUCCACGUCAUUUCGGCAGAGCGACUGGCGGAACUACUUCUACUUCUACGCAAAAAUCUGU